UCCACAGAAAUAAGACAUCACUUAAAUAGAGGAAUGGAUGCCCAGCAAGUCCUCCACAUGAACAAUGGCAAUGGAGAAACUAGCUACGCAAAUAACUCUAAGUUUCAGAAAAAGGUAAUGGUGACAGCAAAACCCAUUCUAGAAGAGAGUAUUAUGAGGUUAUAUAGUGUUACUCCUCAUCCUUGCUGUUUGAAGGUGGCUGAUUUAGGAUGUUCUUCAGGACCAAAUACACUUCAAGUGAUAUAUGAUAUCAUAAAUAUUGUUGAUAUCACUACUUGUAACUUGAAUCCUAAGCUACCGGUUUUUCAGUUCUUCUUGAAUGAUCUGUUUGGAAACGAUUUCAAUACCCUUUUUCAAUCACUUUCUCAAUUCUUGAAAAUUAUAGAAGAGAAGAAGACACAUAAAUUUGGUCCAUGUUUUGUUUAUGCUGCUCCUGGAACAUUUUACAGCAGGCUAUUUCCCAACAAUUUCUUACACUUGGUUCAUUCCUCUUACAGUCUUCAUUGGCUUUCUCAGGCACCAAAGGAGUUGGCUAAUAAGGAAAAUAUACAUCUAAUAAGUACCAGUCCUCCAGAAAUGCACAAAGCAUAUCGUGAAAAAUUCCAAAAAGACUUUAAACUAUUUCUUAAAUUACGUUCACAAGAACUGGUACCUGGAGGUGCCAUGUUUCUUACUUUACUUGGAAGGGACAAAACUCCUGUUAUGAGAAAAGCUUGGGAGCUAAUUAGCACAACACUAAAUGACAUGGUAUUGGAGAAUUUGACUGAAGCCGUAAAAUUGGAGUCCUUUAAUUUACCACUGUAUGACUCUACAAUAGAGGAAGCUAAAGAAGUAAUUGAAGAAGAAGGAUCUUUCACUCUUCUAAGGUUGGAAUCUGUCACACUGGAUUGGGAUGCACACAUAAAUGAAGAUAUUAAUGAUGACAAUAAUGAACUUGAUCUAAAUAUGAGGGCAGAGUUUAUAGCUAAAUACCAUAGAGCUGUUUUAGAGCCUCUUUUGAAAGCACAAUUUGGAGAAGAACUCAUGGACCAAUUAUUUCUUAGAUUUAAGAAUAAGGUUGUUCAAUGGUUGAUGGAGGUUCCAAAGAAGUUGAUUGAAGGAGAAGAGCCAAUGUGGGACAACAUAUAUUUAACAAGAACAAGUCCUGUGUCAAUGCACAAAGCAUAUUUGGAGCAAUUCCAGAAGAAUUGGUACCAAGUGGUGGCAUGCUUUUGACAUUCAUUGGAAGACAAGAAGAUACUUCGGAAAUGAGAACUUGUUGCGAGCUAAUGGACAUGUCACUCAAGGACUUGCUCUGAUACCACAAGUUUAUUUUGUGAGAAAAUCAAUUGUAUUCUCUCUAGCUAUUUUAACGUAUAUAUACACAUAUAUAGAAAAAAUGUUUACUA
Arachis ipaensis is the source of this 1388-nucleotide messenger RNA. RefSeq names its product S-adenosyl-methionine 4-1-methyl-2-pyrrolidinyl-3-oxobutanic acid methyltransferase-like. Lineage: Eukaryota; Viridiplantae; Streptophyta; Magnoliopsida; Fabales; Fabaceae. The record is from RefSeq and is a predicted model, not a curated record. Gene Ontology annotation, molecular function: methyltransferase activity.